AACUAGUUGUUAGCUAGAGCUAGCAACUCAGUGAGCUAGCUCGCUGAACAUUUUUACACGGGUUCUGUUUACGCCAAGAAAUAGCUGUCGGUUAUUAUAAGAUGGGACCAAUAAUCCCGCCAUAUGCAUAUCGCCAUUUAAUGCCAAAGAGGAUGGCUAACUUUGAGAAAACAGCGAGUGACAGUACACAGUGAAGCUACAGUUGAACAGCCGAUUGCCUUACUCGCUAGCAUCCUGAGAAGGAAAGCUCUGAGAUUUUGCAAGGACUGGAUGCGGAAGGAGGAUAUGAGGCAAGCUGGACAGCUAAUGCUAAUUGCAAGAUAUGCUGGGACCCAUAUUCGGAAAGCAAGUCACUGUUAGCAUAAUUAAUUAUUUUGUCAACCUAACUAGAGCUAACAUUAGCUAAAAUUAUUUACCAACCGACCAGCUGUUAGCUGAAAGCUAUCCAAUUGUAGGAGGAUGUUACAUUCCCUCAUCAACGAUGAAUGAUUUUCCGUAUGUUCACUGGGAUACCAAUGUGCCAAAAAGUCACACUCCUGAUUACCCUGCAAGGAUUAGGCUAGAGUUUAGCCACACUGGUUCAGGAAGUGUACACAUAGCGGCACAAAAAUAUGCAUGGACUCUCAUCCUCCACUGAGAUAUAUACAAAUCCACAACACAGAACUGUUGUCCUUGACGAAACAGUCUUGGCCACUAUGCCAUCCCCAAUGGAAGUGCCAUCAUAGAUACAAGACACUGUAGCUCAAACUGUUCCACAGUUUUUUGAGCUACUGCUUGGAGGAAGCAUUGCUGCUUUUGGUUGAACCGAAAGGUGGAAAUGGGCUCCCAAGCUCUCCAGAUAUUGCGUCAAGGUGUGUGGGCUUCACUCACGGGAGGCUGGUAUGUGGACCCCCAUCAGAGCACGUUCUCCAACUGCUUCCACCUCUACCUAUGGAUAUUCCUCCUGGCCUUCCCCUUUCUUCUGUUCAUGGCUCUUCCACCUAGUUUGGUGGUGGCAGGUGUGUACUCCGCUGUGGUGGCGGUCUUCUUCACUGCCAUUAAGGUGGUGAACUACCGGCUUCAUGCUAUGUUUGAUCUUGGUGAGAUUGUGGAGAAGAAGCAGGCCUCACUCACAGCUGAUGCCCCAAGGACAGAAGAAGGAGAUGAAGGUUCAGGAGCUCACGAUGGGACUCAGCAUGGGGACGGUCACGUUGGUGUAGAGAUGACUGUUUUUCGGAAGGUUAGCUCAACACCUCCGGUGCGCUGUAGCUCCCAGCACUCUUUGUUUGGAUUGAACCAGGUGUCGGAGUUCAUGCCCCAGCUGGAAGAUGCAGGAGGCAGUAAGGAUAUAAAGGAGUUGAUGCGGGAACAAGGAAGCAAUAAUGUAAUUGUGACAUCAGCCCACCGUGAAGUUCUUCGUCAAAGUUCCCAGGACACCUUAAGGGCUCCCAGUGUGGUCCAGUCCUGCCUUGCUGCUGCUCUUGGAGGGGAUUUCACUGGUCUCAUAGGAGUACCUGGAGUUUUAGCUGGUGUUGAAGAACCUGGAGAUUGCUUGUCAAUUCCCCCUUCACCUUCAAGUCAGGAAGAUGGCGGCGAGAAAGAACAGUUGGAAGAGUUGCCAGAACAACUUUCUAUUCAGAGUCCAGAGGACAAUGGGCUUGGGAUUUAUUCUUCUCUUGGCCCUUCUGCUGAGUCUGAAAGCCUGGGAGACACUCCCCUCAGCCCUCUUAUAAAAAGCAGUCUAAGUGAGGAGCUGAGUGAAAACCUUCUGGGUUUAGGCCUUGACCCUGGGACGUUUGCACCGGGGACAGAGCACCCCGGCAGCCGCAGUGGGGUGGCACUGGCUGCUGGAUCCACAGACAGUUGUUUCAGUGCAGGUGGUGCUACCACAGACCGUGAGACCCUUAGCACUGUUAGCAGUUACCGCAGUGAAAAAACUGAUUCAACUCAGCUGGAAAGUCCUUCAUUUAGCCAACCACGUCCUGCAGAUGGAGAGGCGCCUGCCUCGGCACCAGCUAUUGGUUGCAGUAUUGUCAACAUUACAGAGGAUAUCACAGGACAGGGUAGUAGUGAUACUGACAAUCUGUCAGACAGUGUGCUACUCCGCUCCCCUUCCAAAGAAUUCUCCGUCAGCCAGGGGCUAGACCGGACGCUUGUUGAAGGUGAAGAUUUGCCUCCUAUAACCUCUGAUGUUGCACAGCCCCGUCCACUACAGAACUCUUCCCCUUCAAGUAGUGGUCGUUCAGAGGUUUGUGACUUAGAUAGAAGUGUCCCAGUUCCUCCUCUACCCCCACCUCGGCAGGCCAAUUCAGUGCCUUCAGGGCUGGCCUUGGGUCUAGUGUGUUCUGAGCCUGCUCUGCCUAUAUCCUCUACACCCUUUUUGCUGUCUGACCAGCCUGUUAUCCAAGCCCAGCAGGUUGUACGCCCGAAAGACUUGAAGCUGCUGCGGGCCAGCGGCAGUAGCAUGGGCCACAGGCCAGGCCGAAGGAAAGCUCCAAGAAGGCGAGCUGGGGCUGGAAGCAGUAGUUUUGACUGUGGCUCUUACAGGCGUCACCACAAUCACAGACAACACAGAGAUUACAUCCCAGUACGCAACCAAUUGGGCACCAAAGCCUACAGUGAAAGUUUGUUUGAGGAUUCCAGUGAUGAGGACGAUGGUAGUGACAUCAGCGCUGGUUCUAGUAUGGGCUCACAGCGCCGAUAUAGCUCAGACGACGACGAUGAUGACUCAAGUUCCUCUACCUCCUGCUACUCCCCAGAUCUCGCUAACACUGGCAUUACGUCCCCUCUCCCCAACGCUACACAGCUGCCCACUCCUAGGGAGGGGGACUUACCUGAAACCGCUGGCCCCUCUCAUCCCCGUGCUGCUCAGCGCUCUUCAAGCACUGCCAGUGCUAAGACUCAUGCAAGAGUGCUAAGUAUGGAUGGGGCAGGUGGAGGCCAGAGCAGUGCAGCAGCUGUGCCCUCUACCCUACUGACCAUGCCAUCCACGUCCACCCCUGCACCGCGCACGCUCACCAUCUCCAAGUCCGAUCUGGAAGCCCGCACUAUACAUACUGAUGGCUACCCCGGAACACACCACCAUCGUCUAGAUUCUCUUGGAGGGUCCUGGACUGGAAACCAGAUGGGUUGGAGGGCAGGAGAGUUGAUAGAGGAGGGAGCUGUUGGAGGGGCCUUGGCUGCAGAGGAUGGAAGCAAACACGAAUCAGUCAGCAGUGUUAAGAGGACCCAGGCCAUACGCAGGAGACACAAUGCUGGGAGCAACCCUACACCACCUCCAUCAACUAUGGGAUCCCCUCCCAGUCUCCAGGACCUGCAGCGGACUCGGACUUCAUCUCAUUCACGCACCCGCACACUUCCCUCAGCCUUACAGUUUGCCUCUUCACUCCUCCUGCCCCGCAGUGGCAUCCACGAGGCCUCCACCUUCGACGACACAUCAGAGGGGGCGGUGCACUAUUUCUAUGAUGAGAGUGGAGUGAAGAGGUCUUACACGUUUGGACCCGCUGGAGGUGGUUAUGAAGACCCAGUUCAGGAAAGAGAGAGGCAGUCUCAGUCUUCAAGCUUUACCUCCACUGAGGUCCAAGAGGGGGCACCAGUCCUGUCCAUUCUGCAGCCUCGACCAGUGGUGUUACAGGGCAUGCAGGUACGCAGGGUUCCUCUGGAAAUGCACGAGUUUGAUCUUGAUCAUGAAUCUCUGCAAGAGUCCCAUGAAAACACUCUUAUGAUUGAGGAGAAAGCCAAGCCCAAACAGUACUAUCGCUUUUGGGUGCUACCAGGGAAGUGGCUGAGGGUUCGAUACGACCGUCUGGCUCUUCUAGCUUUGUUAGACAGAAACCGCCGGGUGGGAGAGAAUGUGUUUGCUGUUGUGCUGGCCAGUCUGGUGGCUUUCCUGGGGUUCCUGCUGCUGCUCCAAGGCUUUUUUAGGGACAUCUGGGUCUUCCAGUUCUGCCUGGUCAUUGCCAGCUGCCAAUACUCUUUACUGAAGAGUGUGCAACCAGAUGCAGCCUCUCCCAUGCACGGUCAUAACUGGAUCAUCGUGUACAGUCGGCCGGUCUACUUCUGCUUGUGCUGUGUGCUGAUCUGGAUUUUUGACGUAUCUGGGCGCUCUGGAAGUCUGCAGCCCUUUUCCCUCUAUGGCGUCACCUUCUUUUCUGCACACUUUCUCCUGUGUGCUAGGGACAUGCUGAUUGUUUUUGCUUUGUGUUUCCCCGUCAUUUUCCUGUUUGGGUUGCUACCUCAGGUCAACACUUUUGUGAUGUGUCUGCUGGAGCAGAUCGACAUGCACAUUUUUGGUGGAACUGCCACUACCAGCCCCCUCUCAUCUCUGUUCAGCCUCAUACGCAGCGCUCUGGUGGCUGCUCUGCUGUAUGGGUUUUGUCUUGGUGCAAUUAACGCACCUUGGGGGGAUGCCCAUGUUCCAGUGCUGUUCUCUGUGUUUUGUGGCCUACUUUUGGCCUUGUCAUACCAUCUCAGUCGCCAAAGCAGCGAUCCCACCAUCCUGUGGUCGUUGGUCCGGUCUAAAUUAUUCCCAGAACUUGAGAACAGAACACCAGAAGAACCGCCUGUGGAGAUCAAAGAUCCUCUCCCAGAGAAGCUGCGGAACUCCGUGAGCGAGAUCCUUCACUCAGACCUCGUCAUGUGUCCCCUCAUGGCUGUCAUCACCUUCGCCAUCAGUGCCAGCACCGUUUUCAUUGCUCUUCAGCCUGCUCUCAGCUUUGUUUUGUACAUCCUGGCUGGAGUCAUAGGCUUCAUCACGCACUAUCUCCUGCCUCAGCUUCGCAAACAGCUGCCAUGGUUCUGCCUGGCUCACCCUGUGCUCCGCUCCAAAGAGUACAGUCAGUUUGAGGUUCGAGAUGCAGCUCAGUUGAUGUGGUUUGAGAAGCUAUAUGCUUGGCUUCAGUGCGUGGAGAAGUAUUUCAUCUACCCGGCUGUGGUGCUGAACUCGCUGACUACUGAAGCUCGAACAGUAGGCCAGAAUCAUAAAGAGCUGGACAUCUACAGCCGAGCUCUCUUCAUCUCUGUAGCAGGCAUGAAGUUGCUGCGUUCGUCCUUUUGUACCCCGUCGCAGCAGUACGUCACGCUGUGCUUCACCACGCUUUUCUUUCAGUUCGACUAUCCCCACUUCUCAGAGACCUUCUUAAUCGAUUACUACUUCAUGACCAUUCUCUUCAGCAAGAUGUGGGACCUGCUAUACAAGCUGCGCUUUGUGUUGACUUACAUAGCCCCCUGGCAGAUCACCUGGGGCUCGGCCUUUCAUGCUUUUGCUCAACCUUUCGCGGUGCCCCACUCUGCUGUGCUUUUUGUCCAGGCCAUCUUUUCUGCUGUCUUUUCCACUCCUCUUAAUCCUGUUCUUGGCAGCGCUGUGUUUGUCACCUCAUACACCAGACCUGUAAAGUUCUGGGAACGAGACUACAACACCAAGCGGGUCGAUCAUUCAAACACAAGACUGGCCACCCAGUUAGACCGCAACCCAGGUGCCGACGACAACAAUUUGAACUCCAUUUUCUACGAGCACCUGACGCGCUCCUUGCAACGCAGCCUGUGUGGAGACCUGCUGCUCGGGCGCUGGGGGAACUACAGCACCGGCGACUGCUUCAUCCUCGCCUCCGACUACCUCAACGCUCUGGUGCACAUCAUUGAGAUCGGCAACGGCCUGGUCACCUUCCAGCUGAGGGGUCUGGAGUUUAGAGGUACCUACUGUCAGCAGAGGGAGGUGGAGGCGAUCACUGAGGGGGUGGAGGAGGACGAGGGCUGCUGCUGCUGUGAACCAGGUCAUCUGCCACACAUGUUGUCCUUCAAUGCUGCCUUUGGACAGCGCUGGCUGGCCUGGGAAGUGGCUGCCACUAAAUAUGUACUGGAGGGUUACAGCAUCAGUGACAACAAUGCAGCCUCCAUGUUGCAAGUGUUUGACCUUCGCAAGAUCCUCAUCACAUACUAUGUCAAGAGCAUCAUCUACUAUGUGAGUCGGUCCCCUAAGCUAGAAGAGUGGCUGACUAAUGAGACUAUUCAGGAGGCUUUACGACCGUGUAUUGGGGUUAACUAUGUAGACAGCGACCCCACAUUCAACUUGAACAUUGAUGAGGACUAUGACCACAGAGCCUCUGGUAUCACCCACUCGUCAUUCUGUAUGGUUUACCUGGACUGGAUUCAGUAUUGUAACAGCCGGCGUCAAACGCCGGUGACUUGUGAUAGAGACUCCCCACAUGUCAACCUCUGUUUUGGCCUUUGUAUUCUGGGAAGAAGAGCCUUGGGCACAGCCUCCCACAGCAUGUCUGCCAGCUUGGAGCCAUUUCUUUAUGGCCUUCAUGCACUCUUCAAAGGAGACUUCCGAAUCACGUCUCCCAGGGAUGAAUGGGUAUUUGCAGAUAUGGACCUGCUGAAUCGGGUUGUGGCACCAGGGGUGCGAAUGUCCCUAAAACUACAUCAGGAUCACUUUACAUCUCCAGACGAGUACGAAGAUCCAAUGGUUCUGUAUGAUGCCAUCACUGCCAACGAAGAGAAGAUGUUGAUAUCGCAUGAAGGGGACCCCGUGUGGCGCAGUGCUAUCCUGGCAAACAUGCCCUCUCUGCUCGCACUGCGCCACAUCAUGGAUGAUGGCAGCGACGAGUACAAGAUCAUCAUGCUCAACAAAAGAUUCCUCAGCUUCAGAGUCAUAAAGGUGAACAGAGAAUGUGUGCGUGGGCUGUGGGCGGGCCAACAGCAGGAGCUGGUUUUCCUGCGUAACCGUAACCCCGAGCGUGGAAGCAUUCAGAACGCCAAACAGGCUUUGAGGAAUAUGAUCAACUCCUCCUGUGACCAGCCCAUUGGCUAUCCCAUCUACGUUUCCCCCCUCACCACCUCAUACGCUGGCGGGCACGGUCAGCUCCGGUCGGUGUGGGGAGGGCCGGUCAGCCCCCACAACAUCUACACCUGGCUCAUCAGUAGCUGGGACAGAUUGCAGAAGGGCUGCGGCGCCGGCUGUAACAGCGGCGGAAACAUCGAGGACUCGGAUUGCGGAGGCGGCUCCACCUCCAUCUCCACCAAUCCAGCCAUUCACACCACACAGAGUACCCCAGCCUCCAGCUUCCCCCAGCCACAUAUCACCACUGUCCAGCCCUCCAUGGGUACAGAAAACCCAGUUGGCCCCACCCAGAGCUGGCCUCACCACCCCCAACCUCUCCCUUUAGCUCUGCUCAGCCAAACGGAGGGCAGGAUGGAGCCAAGCCUGCUCACAUCACUACAACGCACGUCCUCCAUCCAGGGGCUGCUGGGCCAGCAGCUGUCCAGCUCCCAGCUGUCCUUCAGCAGCUCCGUGGCUCCCCCACCUCUGCCCCCCUCAGAGCGCUUCUGCCCGGCUACUCUCCUGGAGAACUCAGGGCACAGAGUGGGCCAGCGGGCUGGCAGCGGACUGCACUAUGAAAGCCACUUUGGCAAAUGGAGUUUUUCUGGGAGGAAGGGCUUUAAUGGACCAGCUUCAGCGGAGGGAGAGGGAGGGCUUCAGAGCAUACGCACUCAGCCCACCCCACCUGUGCCACUACAAGAGGCCAGUCCCACUCAAGAUCCUCUUGGAGUCACUCAGAUCAUGGAUCCAAUUCCAUUGUCUUCAGGGGACCCCCCCACCCCAAGAGAAGAAUCCACAGAGCUGCCUUUACUCGAUCACCUGCGCUGAGUCUGCACUGGUGACGUUUUCUACAGCGAAAGCACAGCGUGGACCGCACCCGGCCCACCCAGACUGGACUCAUUCCAGCCUUCGGGACUCAUUCCAUCAACUCUCCUUAAACCAAUUCGGUGCAACCCUGAACUGUAAAUUCUUUUUUUCUGGCCUAGUGCAAUGCUGGCUGGAUCCGGGUCUCCACCUCACAGCCGUCUGACGGUACGCUGAGCCGCCCACCUCAGAGCAGGCCAGCAACUCUAUUCCAAAGUCAGGUUUCAUCAGGAUUUCUUUGUUUUGUUUUGUUCUUGUUUUCCUCUGACAACGGCACUCCGUGUCCCUGUGGACAACAUUUGGUUGUAACAGUAGUGACAGGCCAGAAAGGCCAGUGCAAUUAUAAGGGAUAUUUUGCUUGAGGAUUGUAUAUUUUUUUAUAUUGGAGAAUAGAGGACUGCUCCUGACUGUCGCUGGCGCGGCGCUUCUUUUACAUAACCAGUCAAAGCAAAAGGAAAAAAGAGCAUCAGUAUGUUACUGUAUGAGCAAGUGAAGGACAUGCAGAAACCACGACAAGCCUUGUUUUGUUUCUCCCCUUUCUAUCAUCCUCACUGGACCCUUUUCAAGAGCCUCCGCUUAUCAAGAGACUUCACUAUUAGGACACAUUAGGAAAUCCAGCCCUUCCUCACUCUCUGGUCUGAUUCCUGCAGCCGUGCCUCACAACAAUAACACUACUACGUUCUGUCUUAGAGCAAGCUUCAGGGAACACAAUAAUUCCCUUCCAUCCGAGCCAACAAAGUGGUGCUUUAACUGCGGCCUGAGCGCGUCCGGCUGUGACCAGACCCGACCGAAGGUGACCACGGACAGAGCCGGUCCCCAUCCAUCAGGAUCAAAUGGAGGCUAAUCCCAUUCUGUGAAAAAGAAAAAAAAAAUGUGUUGAUCACAAACCUACAAACUGGGAGUGCUAGAAACAUCAAGCCUUUUUUUUCUCUCUUUUUUUUUUUUUGUAUCUGGUGAGUGGAAUGUCUUUUGUUUUACUUGAAGCAGCCCUCUGUUUUUUUCUCUGGAUAAGCGGCCGGCAGCGCCCCCGUGUCUGGUCGGAUGCAGUCGGACAUUCUGCUCUGUGGGGGGGGAGCUGUGUUUUCUUUGCCUGCAGUAUUGUCGCGCCCCCCCCCCUUCAAACGUUACUAUACUACUGCUUCUGCAUCUCCUACUACUACUACUACACCCACUACUGCUGUUUCUGCAACACCUCCAUCCAGCGUUUUAGUUGGAGCGGAUCGAAGCUGAAUACGUACUGAGAGCAAAGGUGGACUAUUUAUUUAAUAUUGUCUCAGAUAUCUUUAACUAGGUUUGUCGUUACGACAUGCUGGUGUGUGGAAUUGGAACUCUGCCUCAUGUCGGCUGUACCCCCCCCCCCCCCCUCCCUCUGCACCACCUCUGUACCAUCUCACCAAUGUCUCUGCUUUGGAUUUGAGCUUGUAAUAUAACUGGAAGUAUUCCUGAGACGUCACUUGAAGUUGGUUUCUUUCCCAUACUUGCACACUUUUUCUUUUUCAAACCGGUGUUUAAAGAAAAGAAAAAAUAAUGAAACUAGUAAACAGGCAAACAAAAAUCUGCUAGCAGUCCCACCAGUGCCGGCCAUGAGCUGCGGUGUGGUGUGGGCAGCUCUGUCCACUCCCCCCCCGGCGUGCCAUAGCAUUAAUCCUCGCAUCCUAUUUUGUUCAAGUCAUUUCUCAAAAGCUGUGCUCCCCUGUUAGAAACUUGAAAGGAGGCCAGCAUUCUCAGGGUCUAAAACGGGAAAGAAAUUGAUUUCUCUAGCAAGAAGACUUUGUCCAAAGGAAAAAGGAACAAGAAAAAAAAAGGAAGAAAGGAGGCAUCUUUUUUUUUUUUUUUUAAGGUCAGACUUUUGUGGCAGGAUGAGUACUGGGUCACACCCGUAUUCCAAAAGAUGCCCAUGUCCAAAAGACGUCCCUCCAGCGGUCACAUCUUUUUCAGCUCACUCUUAGCUGCAGCCCCCCCCCUCCCCCCCCCCCCCCCUAACGGUGGUCCGUCGGCUUUGGAGAGGCGCUAACGGGGGAAAAGUCAGCGUCCUGAAAGAAAACACAGAACUCCCACAACUCAGGAAAAACAGAGACUUGAUACAUCAGCGCUGUUUUCUGUUUUUCUUUUCGUUCAGAGCAGCCCGGAGGUGUGAAACUGUUCUUUUUUUCUUUUUUUU
Menidia menidia (Atlantic silverside) is the source of this 9824-nucleotide messenger RNA. Lineage: Eukaryota; Metazoa; Chordata; Actinopteri; Atheriniformes; Atherinopsidae. The record is from the annotation of a GenBank genome assembly.